AUGGCACUAAGUUAUGAAUACGAUGAAGGGAGCGAGACGUGGCCGUUCUUUCUGCUGACUUUGCUGCUGAUGGUGCUGGUGCCGAUGACCAUACGUCAGUUGUACAAGCUGACCAAGAGCACGGAUGCGGUGAGCGAGCUCGGUGAGAACAAGGAGUUGCAGGACAAGUACACGGAGCUGAACAAGGAGCUCGAGAGUUCUAGUGUUAGAAAGUUCAGGGAGCAGUGGGCUACGAAGCUUAUGGACCCCGGCAACGGGUUGUUCUCAUUCACCAACUUGAUGCUGUUUAUCGGGUGGGUGUCUGUCGCGUUGCUGAUCCAGCGUAUCGCGGCCAACACGGAGACGAUCACGCAGUCUAUGGCCCAGAUGUUUGACCCUUACGACCUGCUGGGUAUCUCCCCUAGCGCAUCAGACAAGGACAUCAAGUCCGCGUAUAGGAGGCUGUCCCUGAAGUUCCACCCGGAUAAGAUGUCGAAGGAGCUGUCCGCAGAGGAGAGAACAGCCAUGGAAGAGAUGUACGUGCAGAUCUCCAAGGCCCACGAGGCACUUACUGACCCUAUAGUGAGGGAGAACUACCUGAAGUACGGCCACCCUGACGGUCCACAGUCCACUACCCACGGUAUCGCCAUCCCAAGCUUCAUGGUCUCCGGGUCCGCCUCACCUCUGCUUGUGAUCUUCUACGUGUCUUUGCUGGGUGUCGUGCUGCCAUACUUGGUCGGUAAGUGGUGGACCAGAACCCAGUCCUACACCAGAAAGAACAUCCAUGUCAACACCGCUUCGUACUUGGUCGAUAGAUUGGUCAAUUACAAGCCAUCAGAGAUCGUCACCGUGAACUUGAUCGUCCAAUGGAUCUCACACGCGCAGGAGUUCAAGAAUUUUUACCCUAACCUAAACAGCAAGGAUUUCGAGAAAUUGCUACAGGACCACAUCCACCGUCGUGACAGCGGCUCAGAGGAGAAGAACCAGAUCAAAUACAGAAUCGUCUCCAAGUGUCAUUCUAUCUUGCAUGGCCUGCUUGACAUCGCAGCUGGUUUCAGAAACCUGGACGUCGCUAUCAGUACUUUGGACACGUUCAAGUGUAUUGUCCAAGCCUUGCCAAAUACCAACAACGGUGAAAUUCUACAAUUGCCAAACGUUGACAAAGAGGUAUUCGAGAAGGCUGCAGCUAAGGAAAACGUUCACACUCUGGGCAAACUGUUCACUUUUGAAGAUAAGAAGAUUGGCGAAAUACUGGGUAUUGAGGAUAAACAGUUGCUACAGCAGACAUUGUCCGUAGCUUCCAACAUCCCAUUUUUGAAAUUGAUCAGAGCAGAUUUUGUUGUUCCUGGUGAACCUGCUGUGACUCCAUCUUCCACCCCAUACAUCUCUUUGAAAGUGCUUGUGCGCUCCGCAAAGCAAAAACUGAUCCCAACAGAGAAAUUCCCAGCUGAAAUGCUUGAGGAAAAGACUGAUUUUGAAUCUCUAAGAGAUCCAUUUGCCUCCAUGCUAGAACAACCGCUAGUUCCACAAACUUUGUCCCCACACUUCCCUGUCGAAAGGAAAUCCUCUUGGGUGGCAUUCCUAUGUUUCCAAAAGGACUUAAAGAUUCUACAAACUCCAGUGAACAUUGACCGCCUGUCUUUCAAGAACUUAUCCAAGCAUUUGGACAAAAGAGAGAUCAAAGAACUUGGAAAGGACUUCAAUGCCGAGGACUGGGAGAUUGGUACCAUCAAAAUCCCAUUAAGUCAACCAGCCCCACCAAAGCCAGAGACUGUGUACUUCAGAAUUGUUCUCAAGAACACCGAUUACUUUGGCCCAGACUUAGAUUUCACCAUGACCAUGAAUGUCCAGGAUGAAGCUCACGUCUCAAAGCCAACCAUUGAAGAAGAACUAGAGAAAGACAUCGCUCAAGAAUACGACUCCAGUGAUGAAGACGAAGACGAAAGUGAUGUAGAUGACGAAGAUGAAAGCGAUAGUGAUUACACAGAUAUUGACACUGACACAGAAGCUGAGUCAGAUUCUGAUUGA
Messenger RNA from Nakaseomyces glabratus, 2007 nucleotides. RefSeq names its product protein-transporting protein SEC63 (gene SEC63). NCBI's taxonomy places the organism in Eukaryota, Fungi, Ascomycota, Saccharomycetes, Saccharomycetales, Saccharomycetaceae. Gene Ontology annotation, biological process: SRP-dependent cotranslational protein targeting to membrane; post-translational protein targeting to endoplasmic reticulum membrane. The record is from RefSeq and is a predicted model, not a curated record. Gene Ontology annotation, molecular function: transmembrane protein transporter activity; RNA binding. Gene Ontology annotation, cellular component: Sec62/Sec63 complex.